AAGAUGUUUGGUGGUCAUCUUACUGACAGACCAGACAAAGCAUGAACAUGAAGAAGCAUUUUGGCAUCAUUUUAAUCCAUUUAUUCAAUUUUACUACAGCAAAAUGUCUCUUUUGGGUUCAGACCCAUUUAUUUGGCGAAUGUGAACGAGCCUUGAGAAGGCUAGUUGGUGCUGCAGGUAGUACUGCCAUAACAACAAUACAGUGGCAACGAUAUUAAAUGUUCAUCCCUCAUUCAUUCAUUCUUGUUAAAGCUACCUGCGGAACUGUUUCCAAACAAAUCAAUAUUAAGUAUAGGGAGACGCAGAGACCCACAUAGACGAUGACGACAGGACGCAAGUCUGUCAUGUAAAGUGGUUUAGUGCGGUCGUAACAUUUUGUUCAUGAGGACCAGGGCUGCUGAUUGACAGGAAGAGAGACCAAUCGGUUCACGAACAAGCCUCACUUAAACACUAAGGGGAAGGCUGUUGAUCUGAUGGGACUGUUAGGACUAAUACUUAUGCAGUAAUAUACAAAACCAAAGUGACAAAGACCGAAAGAAGAAGAUAGGAAGUUGGUGGGUAACACCUCAGGAAAUAGGUCUGUGCAGAAACUGUAGAUCAACCAACCAAUGAAAACAGGAACAGACAAAACCAACUGAAGGUAAAGAGUUUGAGGAUUUUAACAUCCAAGAUCAAUAAAAUGAGCUUUCUUCUCCUUCUCCUCUUCUCACUGAUGACAGGUUGUGAGGCCUCGUCUGAAGAGUCUAAAGUGAAGGGAUGCACAGACGGAUGGGUUGAAUUCACCUGCGAAUGUCCAAAACCAAAUGAACAUGUUAAUUUAGUUAUUCACAAAAAAACAACCAUACAAAGCACUAAAAAGGAUGUUUGGGAAAACAAAGGCAGAGUUUCACUGUACCAUGAUACAAAAAAAAAAAAUCUCAGGAUGGCCAUUAAACAACUUGAAAAGAAGGACAUUGGGACGUACACGUGUAAAUUUAAAAAUAAUGAAAUCAAAAAACUGGAAUUGGAUGUUGACAAAGACUGCCAGAAACAAUUUAUUCAAACUGCGUACAGAACAGCUAAAACCACCAUCACAUGUGAUCACACAGGAAACGAAUACAAGUUCUUCUGCAAAGAGAAAGGUUCAAUCUGUGAGGAUAUUUUAUCAACAAAAUCCUCUCUGAAGUCAAAGGGGACAUUCACUCUCACAGAAACCAACAGUAGCUUCAGCGUGUCCAUCAGUAAGGUGUCCUCACGUGAUGCUGGUGUCUACUGGUGUGGAGUGGAAACACAUGAAGGAAGUUACAGAGCUGCUCUCAGAAAGAUACAGCUGGAGGUUGAAGCUACUAUUACCAGAUUCACAAAGUCUCCAACUGUUGGACAGAAUCUGACAUACUGGUGUGAAUAUCCAAAUGGUGCUCUGAUAAACAAAUUCAUCUGUAAGGGAGAAGAUCCAUCUAUAUGUCAACCUCUAGUAAGCACCGCACAGCACAACAACAACACUGGGAGGUUUUCCAUGAAGGAGGACAAAGACAAGAGAAAUAUCACCAUAACAGUGAGAAACGUAACAACAGACGACACUGGGACAUACUGGUGUGGAGCAAAAAGCACUGACAAAACACGCAGCAACCCAUUCUUCCACAAACUGGUGAUGACUGUAGUAUCACCAGCCGUAUCAUCUACAUCAUCGACAUUUCUGGUUUCUUCAACCCAGUCAAAUACUGCGUCUGCUGAGAGCCGUGGUGGCUCUCAGGUCGUCAUUACUGUGAUCGUCUGCGUAGUUGUGCUGCUGCUGCUGCUGCUGUUUGUGCUAAUUGUGAUCCUUUUCUACAGACGACGUUCACAUUCAAAGACCACAGGAAAAGAAGCAGCAUCACAGAACAUCAAACAGGAUUAUGUCUACGAGGAGAUACAGCAGCCCGUCCAGACUCCAGACUCAGGAAAUGAGAUGAACACGAUUUAUGCCAAUGCCAACUUUCCCACAAACUCCUCUGCCUCGCAGUAUUACUCUACUGUCAACUUCCAAAGCAGCUCUGACAGAGUUGGUGGUGAGGCAGUGAUCCUCAAACCCAGCUCUGCUGCCUGCGAAUAUUCUGCUGUGAAGCAAAGUGAAACCUACUCUACUGUCAACCAGCCGUCCAGCUUUUCAGAGGAUCCUCUCUACGCAACAGUCAACAAGCCACAGCAGCACCGAGCAAAGAUCAGCCCUGUUAGGAAUUUAUGACAUUUAAUACAUGUAUGGCCAAAAUUUCAGGUCAUUCAUGAGUGUUAUGGCAGAAAAUUGUGUCCUCUUACAUUUAAUCGUUUAUGUAUGAUCUUUUAAUAUUAUCAUUAUUAUUAUUGAUAUAGAUAUGUAUUGUGUUUUUAUCCUUAACCUUUCCUCUCCU
Messenger RNA from Micropterus salmoides (largemouth bass), 2366 nucleotides. RefSeq names its product CMRF35-like molecule 8. The transcript has 8 exons. NCBI's taxonomy places the organism in Eukaryota, Metazoa, Chordata, Actinopteri, Centrarchiformes, Centrarchidae. The record is from RefSeq and is a predicted model, not a curated record. The coding region runs from base 680 to 2203 and encodes 507 amino acids. Gene Ontology annotation, molecular function: transmembrane signaling receptor activity. Gene Ontology annotation, cellular component: plasma membrane.